Messenger RNA from Condylura cristata (star-nosed mole), 3394 nucleotides. It is a transcript of the gene LHX1, whose product is annotated as LIM homeobox 1. Gene Ontology annotation, molecular function: DNA-binding transcription factor activity, RNA polymerase II-specific; RNA polymerase II transcription regulatory region sequence-specific DNA binding. The record is from RefSeq and is a predicted model, not a curated record. Gene Ontology annotation, cellular component: nucleus. The coding region runs from base 701 to 1921 and encodes 406 amino acids. NCBI's taxonomy places the organism in Eukaryota, Metazoa, Chordata, Mammalia, Eulipotyphla, Talpidae. Gene Ontology annotation, biological process: neuron differentiation; regulation of transcription by RNA polymerase II. The transcript has 5 exons.
CAAGAUCUUCCUCUAGCCCUCACCCCUCUCCCUCCCGCCUCGGCCUGCCCCUGCCCCCUCGCCGGGCCCUCCGUGGGCGCCCGGCGCGUCCCACCCGCUACGCGAUGCCGGCAGUUUAGGAUCCAAAGCUUCUCUACUCGUUUUGUUCUUUUUUUUUUCUUUGAAAAGAGGAGAGGAAAUCUCGGUGGCGGCUGCAGGCACGCACACACUCUCCCUUCAUAUCCCGACAAAAGCAGAUGCACUUUGACUUCUGACAGCUCUACCUCAAGCCGGAGAGAAUUCAGUGGCGCUUUCGCUGCAACCCGAGCUACUCGCGCGUUCCUCUUCCUUCUCCGUCUGCGUUUUAUUUAUUUCCGCACCCCUUGCCGUUCUUGGCGACCUUCAUUCCUCCGUGGGUUUUGGGCACAAGUCGCUUUUUUUUGCCCGACUGAGACUUUUCCUCGCUCCAGGAGCUGCGCGGCGUGGCUGUGCCCCAGGGCCCUGGGAUUCCAGGACUACUCCGAGACACCCCUCCUCAUCACCCUCGUCCCUCCCCCCCCCCACCCGUUUUGAUUUGCUGGUGCGGGUUUUGGCUAGCACCACGGAGUAUAUCUCCUCUUUUGGAGAGGCUGGGGAACUUGUGUCGGUUGUCUUCAGGAGUCAUCCCCCCAGCUCCACCUGCUCUUCUCUCCCGGGGCCUCACCCGACCAAACCAAAGACCAUGGUGCACUGUGCCGGCUGCAAAAGGCCCAUCCUGGACCGCUUCCUCUUGAAUGUGCUGGACAGGGCCUGGCACGUCAAGUGUGUCCAGUGCUGUGAAUGUAAAUGCAACCUGACUGAGAAGUGCUUCUCCAGGGAAGGCAAGCUCUACUGCAAGAACGACUUCUUCCGGUGUUUCGGUACCAAAUGCGCGGGCUGUGCGCAGGGAAUCUCCCCCAGUGACCUGGUGCGGAGAGCACGGAGCAAAGUAUUUCACCUAAACUGCUUCACCUGCAUGAUGUGUAACAAGCAACUGUCCACCGGGGAGGAGCUCUACAUCAUUGACGAGAACAAGUUCGUCUGCAAAGAGGAUUACCUAAGCAACAGCAGUGUCGCCAAAGAGAACAGCCUCCACUCGGCCACCACUGGCAGUGACCCCAGUUUGUCUCCGGACUCACAAGACCCGUCGCAGGACGACGCCAAGGACUCGGAGAGUGCCAAUGUGUCCGACAAAGAAGGGGGCAGCAAUGAGAACGACGACCAGAAUCUGGGUGCCAAGCGGAGGGGACCUCGAACCACCAUCAAAGCUAAACAGCUGGAGACGCUGAAGGCUGCCUUUGCUGCUACUCCCAAGCCCACGCGCCACAUCCGUGAGCAGCUGGCUCAGGAGACUGGUCUCAACAUGCGAGUGAUCCAGGUGUGGUUCCAGAACCGACGCUCCAAGGAACGCCGGAUGAAGCAGCUGAGCGCGCUGGGAGCGCGGCGCCACGCCUUCUUCCGCAGUCCGCGGCGGAUGCGACCGCUAGUGGACCGCCUGGAGCCGGGCGAGCUCAUCCCCAACGGGCCCUUCUCCUUCUACGGAGAUUACCAGAGCGAGUACUACGGUCCCGGGGGCAACUACGACUUCUUCCCGCAAGGCCCCCCGUCCUCGCAGGCUCAGACGCCAGUGGACCUGCCCUUCGUACCGUCGUCCGGGCCGUCUGGGACGCCCUUGGGCGGCCUGGAACACCCGCUACCCGGCCACCACCCGUCGAGCGAGGCGCAGCGGUUCACCGACAUUCUGGCACAUCCCCCCGGGGACUCGCCCAGCCCCGAGCCCAGCCUACCCGGCCCGCUACAUUCAAUGUCCGCUGAGGUCUUUGGGCCCAGCCCUCCUUUCUCUUCGCUGUCGGUCAACGGCGGGGCGAGCUAUGGGAACCACCUGUCUCAUCCCCCUGAAAUGAACGAGGCGGCUGUGUGGUAGCGAGGUCUCGCACUGCCCACGAAGUUCAUGAUUGUACAGAAAUGAACCUUUAUUUAAGAAAAAUAGAAAAAAAAAGGAAAAAAAAUAAAAAGCAAGUCAUUUCCCCACCUCCAGACUCGGGGACCACCUUCUGUCUGGGGAGACCGAAUGGGAAAGGGGGACAUGAAAUAAGAUCCAAAUCCGCCUGGAGGUAGGACUGGGAUCCUUGAGCUGGCUGGCGAGGUGCAGAACUGGGGCGCCCAGAGGGAAAUGCAGACCUCUUCCUACCUCCCACCUGGACUCAAAUCCGUGGACAGACUCCGAGGGAGUGCGUGCCUGGCCGCCCCCGACGCAGCCACAGGGGCGCAGAGCUGUGGGGACGCCGGGAGCUGCGGGGAGGGAGACCUAGAGGCGCAACCGCAACCGCAACCGAGUAACAGAGGUGGGGCGGCCUGGGUGCGCUUGAUCCGGGGCCAGCCAGGAGGGUUCUGGCUCUGAAAUCUUAUUAUUAUUGUCUCAGAGUUCAGCAACAGCGACGACAAACUCUUAUAGCUUCAGAAACGCCGACCUGCUGUGCAUCAGGUGGGACUAUAUAUAUAUAUUUUUUGUCUAUCUGGGUUUUUUGUUCUUUGUUUUUGCCAAAAUUGCAAAAUUCUAAAUGUAAAGCCCUCAAUAUCAACUCUUCUACCUUCACAAAGCUCUAUAAACACACAGAUACACACAAGACACAUUCAUAGGUGGUCUCCAACUAGACCUCUCAGUAAAAUGACUUGAACAUCAACUGUACAAGAAAAGUAUUCUACCUUCACACACACAAAGUUAAAAAAAAAAAGACUAUUGAACUAAAAACAGUCAACUGUUUACGUAUAGUUAAAUUCAGGAGUUCAGUGUUUUACUAAAAUUUCCUGUUUUGAAACCUCUUGUUCAAAAACAAAGUGUUUUGAGCAAUCAACCAAAAUUGUUCAUUUUCUUUUCCUGUAGAUGUUCUGACAGAUUUGCAGGGCUCACAGCUCACUGUGCUAGUAUGUAAAAAGGUGUUGUUUACACAAGGCAAAGAGAAAACAUGAUAUUCAGACACUUGCCAAAUAGAAUAAUUAUAGCACAAAUACUGUAAAGGUGCCUGGCACCCAACCUGAGAAAGUGUUAAAAAAAAAAAAAAGUGUUACAAGGUUAAAAAAAAAAAACAUCUUUGCUAAUUUUUAGUCCUGUUGAACAUUCAUGGAAUUGUUAAUAUGACUUAUAUAGACCCACACAGGUUUUAUUUUUGUGUCUUUAAAAUAAAAGUCCAAAAUAUUUAAAUUUUAUGGUCAAAUAUGCAGUCAACAGCUGCUACUUUUUCCUUUAUAUAUUAAAUUUCUCAUAUGUCUUUUAUUGUUCUGAUAAACCUAAGCUUGUGUGACCUCCAGUGCAUAUUAGACCAUUCACUGUAUGAAAGAAAACAUGUUGAAUAAAUUUGUGAGUUUUUAAUAAAAAUAGAAAAUCUGAUGUUUAGAU